Messenger RNA from Echinococcus granulosus, 3990 nucleotides. Its product is annotated as Coatomer subunit alpha. The transcript is spliced from 10 exons. Gene Ontology annotation, cellular component: COPI vesicle coat. Gene Ontology annotation, biological process: endoplasmic reticulum to Golgi vesicle-mediated transport; retrograde vesicle-mediated transport, Golgi to endoplasmic reticulum; intracellular protein transport. Gene Ontology annotation, molecular function: structural molecule activity; protein binding. The record is from RefSeq and is a predicted model, not a curated record. Bases 1 to 3990 code for a protein of 1329 amino acids. NCBI's taxonomy places the organism in Eukaryota, Metazoa, Platyhelminthes, Cestoda, Cyclophyllidea, Taeniidae.
AUGGCUUAUCUGGCCAAGUUUGAUUCGUCUUCUGCCAGAGUUAAAGGCUUAGCUUUUCACCCAAAGAGACCGUGGAUUUUGUCGGGCCUUCAUACCGGUGUUAUUGAGUUGUGGGACUACAGAUCCUGCACUCUCAUUGAUAAGUUUGAAGAACAUGAAGGACCUGUGCGUGGCAUAGACUUCCACAAGAACCAGCCUUUGUUUGUCUCUGGUGGUGACGACUACAAAAUUAAGGUUUGGAAUUAUAAACAACGCAAAUGUUUGUUCACACUUCAUGGGCAUAUGGAUUAUAUUCGAACGACAUUCUUCCACCACGAGCAUCCGUGGAUUUUGAGUGCUUCAGACGAUCAGACUAUACGCAUUUGGAAUUGGCAAUCUCGUUCAUUGGCCUGCGUGCUUACAGGUCACUGUCACUAUGUGAUGUGUGCACAGUUCCACCCGAAAGAGGACCUUGUGGUUUCUGCCUCCCUUGAUCAAAGUGUUCGUGUGUGGGAUAUUUCCGGCUUUCGUAAAAAGAAUAUUGCACCAGCAGGUUUGAGCGGAAUUGAGGAGCAGGUGCGUUACCUCUCCGGUGGUAGCAACUCGGUGAGUCACAGCGGUUUGGGCGGCAAUGCCGAAUUUUUUGGACCCACCGACGUGGUCGCACGCCACGUCCUAGAGGGCCAUGAUCGAGGCGUCAAUUGGGUCGUCUUCCAUCCUACCCUCCCCAUCAUUGUCUCUGCCUCUGACGAUCGCCAGAUUCGUCUCUGGCGUAUCACCGAGACAAAGGCCUGGCUACUGGACACUCUGAGAGGACACACGAACAACGUGAGCUGCGUCGUCUUCCACCCGAAGCAGGACCUGCUGUUGUCGGACUCUGAAGACAAGACAAUCCGGAUAUGGGACCUGGCGAAGCGUGCCUGCGUGGCCACCAUUCGGCGCGACUCGGACCGCUUCUGGGUGCUCGCUGCACAUCCCACAUACAAUCUCUUCGCCGCUGGUCACGAUGAAGGCAUGAUUGUUUUCAAACUGGAGCGUGAACGGCCCGCUUGGACCCUGCAUAAAGACCUUCUACUCUACGUAAAGGGCAAACAGCUGCGUAAACUCACCUUAGCCAACACCAAGGACUCGCCCGUCAUGACUCUCAAGGAGUACGUUUUCUACACUAGAGACCAUCUUUCAUCAAAUUAUUACUGUAGAGCUAAUCAAUGCCAUCACAUGCCGCAUAUGCCUGCAUGUGGUGGCAACACCGGUGUAACGCCACCAUGUAUUCGGCAAAAAUGGCCACUCUCGUCUUCAGACUCAAUGAUCAGUUUUCGCGUCCUCUUCUCCUUUAGUUACGGAACACCGUUUGCUAUUGCCUACAACCACAUAGAGAACUCUGUAAUAAUAACAUCGCGGCCACAGUUUACGGAGUCGGGCACUGCCAACUACAAUAUCUCCCAAAUUACCUAUGACCUCUAUCAGCUGCCGAAGGAUGGUUCAGCUAGUGAUAGUCCGGCGGAGAGUCGCAGCGGCCACGGCUCGGGGGCUGUCUGGAUCGGCCGCAACAAAUUCGUCGUUCUCGAGGCGCCCGGCACUCUAGCCGUACGCAACUCGGCCAACGAGAAGGUCAAGAAAAUCGAUCUGCCUGGCGCCGACUUCAUCUUCUUCGGUGGCACCGGCAAUAUUCUGGUGCGCGAUGCCUCCUGUCUGAGCCUCUACUCUGUAGCCAAUGGGAGAACAUUGGCAACUCUCAAAAAUACCAAGCUCAUUCGCCAAGCCAUCUGGUCACCUGAUGGCCAGCAUGUCGCCUUCUUCAGCAAGAUGUUCCUCUACCUAUGUGAUCGCCAGCUGGAGGUGAAGACCAGCAUCCACGAGACUGUUCGUAUCAAGAGUGGCGCAUGGGCUGAAGAGGCCGGUGUUUUUAUCUACACCACAUCGACCCACAUCAAGUAUUGCCUCUUAAACGGUGACCACGGCAUCAUACGUACUCUUGACUUGGUCAUCUACAUCACCAAAGUGCAUGGCGAUUCUAUAUUCUGUCUGGAUCGCGAUUGUCAACCUAAAAUCCUCUCUGUCGAUCCCACCGAGUACCGAUUUAAACUUGCGCUCAUCAAUCGUCGCUACGAGGAAGUGCUCUACAUGGUAAACCACGCAAACCUCGUCGGGCAAGCGAUAAUAGGCUACCUGGAGCAGAAGGGUUACCCCGAAGUAGCCCUCCACUUUGUUAAGGACACCAGAACCCGAUUCUCUCUCGCAAUGGAUUGCGGACAAUUGGACGUCGGUCUGGAGGCCGCUCGUGUCCUCGACGAUAAGGCCUGUUGGGAGCGUCUGGGUGAGUUGGCUCUGCAACAGGGCAACAUCAACAUCCUCGAGAUGGCCUACCAGAGAACCAAAAACUUUUCUAAACUUACAUUUCUCUACCUUAUCACGGGUAAUCUGGAGAAACUGCGUAAAAUGAUGAAAAUAGCGGAGGUGCGGCGUGAUUUGGGGAAGCAGUACCAGAUCGCUCUAUUAUUGGGCGAUGUAGCCGAGCGUGUAAAGGUGCUGAAGAACUGCAAUCGAGGCUCUCUGGCUCUCCUCACUGCUUGUACGCAUGGCCUAACGCAGGAAUCGGAGAAGCUUGCAGAGAACGGAGAAUCAGCGCCUCCAGCGAACCCCUCGGCCAAGCUGCUGGUCCCGUCCCCACCAGCAUCAGCACCAGAGGUGGCAGAGGAGAACUGGCCCACUCUGAGUGUGCAUAAGGACUUCUUCGAAGUGGCUAUCGGAAAGGCGGGUCUGGAGGAUACCGAAACGGUGUCCGGGCCAAGGAUCCAAUUGCCCAAGGUUGAUAAGGCUUCCAUCAACAUGGAUCCUAACGAAGUGGCCAACUGGGGCGAGGAUGCCGAUUUGGCGUUGGAGGAGGAAGGCGAAGGCAAGCUCACCAGAGGCGGUUUCGGUGAUGAGGAGGAGGAUCCAAACGACGAUCUGGGUGGUAAUGAAGAAAGUGGCUGGGACGUGGAACAGGACCUGGAUCUUCCACCUGAAGUCCUCGGCACCGCGGGAGGUGAGAACUCGGAGAAAGCAUCGCUGGAAACUUUCAUUGAGCCUACACCGGGUCGCUCACCCGACUCUUACUGGGUUGACAACUCCCCACUUGCUGUUGAUCACGUUCUUGCUGGCUCCUAUGCACAGGCGAUGCGUCUACUGAACCAGCAGGUGGGUGUGGUGGACCUCAAGCCGUACGCCUCCAUCUUCCACGCCCUCUAUGCGGCCUCGCGAAUGGUACUCCCGGGGCUAGCGCAUAGUCCAUCGUUGCGCAUCUAUGCCCACCGUACCCGCGGGGCACUGGCCGCGGCACUUCCCGCGGUGCCGCUACGUUUGGAGCACCUGAUCUCUCGCCUGCAGACCGCUUACCAGCUGACCACGAAGGCCAAGUUCGCUGACGCUGUCGAGCGCUUUCGCUCUAUCAUGCUCUCCGUACCCCUCCUCCUAGUGGAGAACAACACUGAGGAGGCCGAGGCUAAGAGCCUCAUAAACAUUUGCAAGGAGUACAUAAUCGGUCUCCAAAUGGAGAUGACUCGCAAGACCCUGCCGAAGGAAUCCGAUAAGGACAGAGUUCGUAAUGUUGAACUGGCCUGUUACUUCACGCACAUGAAGUUGGAACUGCCCCACCUAGUGCUGACCCUGCGCACAGCGGUGAACCUGCUGUUCAAGCUGAAGAAUUUGCGCACCGCGGCGCUGAUGGCACGUCGUCUGUUGGACCUGGCACCCUCACCGGAGGUGGCGGAGCAGACGCGCAAGAUCCUGCGAGUCUGCGACGCCAACCCUGUGGACGCCUUCGAGUUGGCCUAUGAUCCACGCAACCCCUUCGAGGUCUGCCCCGCUUCUUUCACGCCCAUCUACCGUGGUGGGGAGUGCGUGCGUGAGCCCCUCUCCGGCGCUGCCUAUCAACCCGAAUUCAAGGGCCAAUUGUGCCGUGUCACCAAAACCACCGAGAUUGGAAUGGCCGCCCGUGGCAUGUGUCUCCAGAUGCCUAAGUCACACUGA